CCAGUUCGUGACAUGUUAAUUCUGUGUUUUCUCACCCACUGUAAUAUACCAUGUUAGCGGUUUACAGUGUUGAGCAUGCCACAGUAUCACUGAGCUAGGCAUGAUCAAGAGUCUGUCACGAGAAGUUCAGGCCCAGUUGCGCUCUGGAAUUGCCAUUUUCUCACUGCAGCAAUGUGUGGAGGAGCUUGUGCUGAACAGCAUCGAUGCCGGAGCAACAUGUGUCGCUGUGAAGAUAGACAUAGAGGCCUGCAAAGUUCAGGUGAUAGACAAUGGCUCGGGCAUGGAUCGGGAGAACAUGGAGAAGGUCGGGAUCAGAUACUGCACAAGCAAAUGCAGUUCACUGGAGGAUUUGGAUAACUUGUGCUUUCAUGGAUUCAGAGGUGAAGCAAUUGCAAGCAUGGUCACUCUUGCAACCAUGGUGGAAGUCUCAUCUCGGACUAAACUGUCCAUUAAAACAUUUGUUAAGAGGUUUAACGAAGGUAAAGCUUCAGAGGUUUUCGAGGCGCAGACUACUCGACCUUCAUCUGGGACUACAGUGCUCAUCUGUAAUUUCUUUCACAACAUGCCGGUCAGGAGAAAAAGGAUGGACUCUGUACUGGAAGUAGAGCGCGUUCGCCAGAGAGUGGAAGCCAUAUCCCUGAUGCAUUCGUCUGUGUCUUUUACAGUGAAGAAAGAUUGUUCAGGCAUUCUGCUGGUGCAGCUUCCCAAAGCCCGGAACACUUAUUAUAGAUUUGUUCAGAUCCAUGGUUUCGGAAAGGCUCAAAAGCUCAGAGAGGUAAAUCACACCUAUGGAAAGUUUCAGAUGAUGGGAUAUAUUGCAUGUGAGGGUCAUUACAACAACAGCCUCCAGUACCUUUUUGUGAACAGUCGACUUCUUUUAAAAACACGAAUUCACAAACUGUUCAACUGCCUUCUUAAGAGAUUGAGCAGUUCAAAUGGGAAAACAAACAGUCCCAACGCAUCUCCUGUCAUUUUAAGCCCUAAGCAACGAGGUGGACCAGAUUUACAUGGAGUUUACAUCAUUAACUUGAAGUGCCCUUAUUCAGAGUAUGAUGUAUGCUUGGAGCCGGCCAAGAGUCUUAUAGAAUUCAAGGAUUGGGAUGAUGUACUUUUCUGCAUCGAGGAAGGCAUAAAAUCAUUCCUUGUGAAGGAGAACUUGGUAUCUGAAUGUUCUGUCAGUGAUGUCCAAAAUUUAGGGAGUGGAUUUACUAAUCAAGAAAGCAGUCCAAUUAGAAAUGUAGAGAUGUCAGAGUCUGAAAACUUUAAAGAAGGCUUUAAAGAGACAGGAAGCUCAGUAGUGGCUGAGAACACAGAUUACAAUGUACAAACUGUAGAACAGGAGCUUGAAUCAGCUGCUUUAAAUUUGCAAUCCGAGCAAUGUUCAGAUUCAGAUCUUGAAUCCAAAGUUCAGGUCAAUGUCACUGACAAACCAUUGCCGAACAGUUUCAUUUCUGGAACUGAAAAUAAAGAGAAAGAUGACAAAAUGAUUGAAGAUUAUUAUGAAAAUGUACUGUCCACUGAUGUGAGUGAAUUUCCAGUCUGUGUUAACAAUAAUAAUUUACAUUUUGAAAAUGCAAAAUCCAGGAUUGCCCUAACUGGGCAUGAAGAGGCCUAUGAUAGUUUAAAAAGAUUUGCUGAACCCUAUUUAAACACUGCACCAAAGAGAAAGCUGUCUCUACUCUCUUCAGAUAAUCAGACUGGUGGCUGCGACCAAAGGAAUAGGCCAAAGAUUCCAAGGGUCACACCAAGUCGCAAAUUAACUCUGUCGUUUGAAACAGGAUCUCUUGACAAAUUCAAGAGAAUGUUUGAGAAUGAAAUAAAACCCCAAGCUAUGAACACACAACUCAAAGAUGGUUUAUGUCCUGAAGUUUCUGUUGAUUCCUCCUUAGUUGCUAAUGCUGCAAGCAGCAGUUUGCUCAUUUCCGAGGACGCACAAGUAGAUUUUAAUGAAUGUAGUACUUCAUUAAUGAAUGAUUCACUUUUGAUUACCAAACAGACCAAGACUAAAAAUUCUACCUCAGCCUCCAAAAGGAAGAAAAUAUCAUUAGCUGCCAAACUCUCGCACAAGGUAGAUGCCGCUAAACCACAGCAAUGUGAACUUAAUGCACAAAACGACUCCGUUUCCAAAACUUUGUCAGACUUUGCAGAGAGGUUUACAGAUUUUCUCUCUGAUCAGUGUAUGUUAGAGAACAAUCAAGAGCUUUUACCUCAUAGUGCUUCAAAUGAGAUCACAGAAACAGCUGGGCCGCUCGAGAAUUACCCCUCAGAUGAACCCAGAGUCACCGCACCCCACAGACAGGACGUCUCAACACCCACCUCCACUCUCAUCACUGGAGGAACUAAGCUCACUGAAAAUAUGACUUCCCUUGAUCCAGAAAGCGCCUCAGGUCAAAUGCUUUACCCUUUAUCACAACAUGACCCAUUGCCCACCAAAGCAGGAAAUGAGGAACAGACUGCAAAUGAAAACCAGGGUCACGAGGGCGACAAGAGGAAGCUUAGCUCGAGUGGCUGGCUAACACAUUAUGAUAACGUGUUGGGAAAGUUGGUCCACAUCAAUCAGGUGACGGGACUCAGUAAAUACGAUAAUCCAUUGUUGGAGGAAACUUCAGUGCCUUGUACCACGGAUGUCACUAAUAUGGCAAUCAGCGUUGUUUCAUCAACAGGAUUUGAGUACAGGUGCUACCCAUUUCAGACAAAGCUUGUAUUGCCCUUUCUUCCCAAACCUAGAGCAGAGAGAGUGCUUAGUUCAAGCAUAAACUGUGAAGAUCCGGAUGAGGGUCCCAGUUCAUUAUCGACUCUCUUCUCUAAAUGGAAUAACCCUGUGUUUGUACGACCACCACAGGUUGCUAUGGAUGUGUCAAGUGGUCAAGCCGAAGACCUUGCUGUUAAAGUCCAUAACAUUCUCUUUCCUUACCGCUUCACUAAAGACAUGAUCCACUCUAUGAAGGUUAUUAAUCAAGUGGACAAGAAAUUUCUUGCCUGUCUCAUAAAUACAACAGGCAAAGAGACCACAGGGAGCAGUAAAGGUGAAGAAAACCUUCUGGUGUUGGUUGAUCAACAUGCUGCUCAUGAACGGGUUCGUCUGGAGGGGCUCGUAACAGAGUCUUAUGAGGACAGCCCAGAUACACCGGGUAAAAAGAGACUGUGUUCCUCGAGUGUUAGCCCCCCUCUAGAGAUUAACGUGACCGAAGAGGAGAUGAGACUUUUAAGGUUGUAUCAGUCUUUCCUAAGAGACAUGGCUUUAGAAAUAAGCUUUCCUGUGACAGAGAAGUCCUAUGUUCUACUGAAGCGACUUCCCGCGUGUUUCAUAGAGAAGGAGAACACUGAGAAACGAAGAGGAAGACGAAGUGUUAUCAAGUCUAUUGCAGAGGAAUACUUGCGGGAACACAUUGAGUUUUUACACUCAACAGGAAGAGUAAGAGGCACUUUGCCUUUAACAGUUCACAAUGUUCUCGCUUCACAGGCUUGUCAUGGUGCUAUUAAGUUUAACGAUGAUUUAAGUACAGAGGAGUGCUUCAGCUUGGUGGCGGCCCUCUCAUCCUGUCAUCUACCCUUCCAGUGUGCCCAUGGACGGCCCUCCAUUCUCCCUCUAGCUGACCUUCUCCACUUAAACACUGAACAGGAAUUUCCCAAACCAAAUCUCAGGAAAUUAAGAAGAAUGUACAAAGCAUGGCAACUGUAUGGAAAUAAUUAAUUUUUAGGGAACAAACAAUUUUACCACAUUAAAUUAUUUAUUUUCCUAAA
Molecule: messenger RNA, 3744 nt
Organism: Trichomycterus rosablanca
Lineage: Eukaryota; Metazoa; Chordata; Actinopteri; Siluriformes; Trichomycteridae
Gene: mlh3
Product: mutL homolog 3 (E. coli)
Exons: 13
Coding region: 101-3694 (1197 amino acids)
Biological process (GO): mismatch repair
Cellular component (GO): mismatch repair complex
Molecular function (GO): ATP hydrolysis activity; ATP binding; ATP-dependent DNA damage sensor activity
Source: RefSeq, a predicted model, not a curated record